GACAUAGGUGAAGAACUGAGAGUGAAAGAGAGAGAGAGAGAGUUUAGAGAGUUGUGUUGUCAGAGAAACAACCCAUCUUCAGGAAAUUUGAUUUAAAUUUAAAUUUUACUUUUAAUGCCAAACGUGCGGACGCGUAAUGUCAGCAGCGAGAACACACGAGGAGCUCUGAAGACUUUUCACAAGAUAUCACAAAGUGACUUUGACUUCGCAUGGAGGAGGAGAACACGCGCAAACUGUUGGAAACCUGCUUUUGAUAGCGCGUCACACCGCGCUUUUACGCACAAGGACUGAUCGAAGCCCGCUGUGUUUGGAUAAAGCGCAGGAACUGAGCGACGUUGUUUUUUUUUAUCCUUUUCUUUGAUGGACAGAUAAACAGACAGCGUGAGAACCUGCAACACAAAUAUACAGAAAAACAAACCUGCUUUCUGUGUAAAUUAAGAGAAGUGAAGCAACGAAGAGUGAAGUUGGGAGUCCGAGAACGCACAAAUGGUGUUUCUGUGGGACGCAAAAUACGACCCAGCCCCUGGCCGGCGUUACACUCCCCCCUCCACCACGCUCGCCUCCGGGGGGAAGAUGGCAGAGGCCCUGCCUCUCGGGGCGCAGGAGGCCGGCGGUGGAGCGUCUCUGCUGGGCAAGCUGCGCAUGGCAGACCGUGGCAUGGUAGAGGUGAUCUCAGAUCAUCCAGGCGAGCUGGUGAAGACGGACAGUCCCAACUUCCUCUGCUCUGUGCUGCCGACACACUGGAGGUGUAACAAGACUCUGCCCAUCGCUUUUAAGGUCGUCGCCCUGGGUGAAAUCGCUGACGGCACCCUGGUGACGGUGAUGGCGGGAAAUGAUGAGAAUUACUCGGCAGAGCUCCGCAACGCCACGGCUGCCAUCAAGAACCAGGUGGCCCGAUUCAACGACCUGCGCUUUGUCGGCCGCAGUGGAAGAGGGAAGAGUUUCACUCUGACCAUCACCGUCUUCACCAACCCUCCUCAAGUGGCCACCUACCAAAGAGCAAUUAAAAUUACAGUGGAUGGUCCGAGAGAGCCACGGCGUCAUCGUCAAAAGAUGGACGAGGUCAAACCGGGCUCUCUGGCGUUCUCUGAGAGGCUAACAGAGCUGGAGCAGCUGAGACGGAGCUCGAUGAGGGUGACACCUCCUCACCAUCAUCACCAUCAAACCUCGGCCAACGCCCGCCAAUCUGCAGCACUCAACUCCGCCACAUUCUCCAGUCCCACACACUCUCAGAUAACUGCUGAUUCAAGACAGAUGCAGUCGUCUCCGUCUUGGUCCUACGACCAAUCGUAUCCCUACCUUGGCCAAAUAACCACGCCCACCGUCCACACAGCCAACCCCCUAUCGCCUGGUCGCUCCUCUCUCAGUGACUUGUCCUCACGUCUCACAGGUCCUGACCUCACGGCCUUUGGUGACCCCAGAAUGGCCUUGGAACGAUCCUUCUCCUCUCUCCCCUCAUUGCCCGACUCCCGCUUCCCGGACCCUCGCGUCCACUACCCCCCCACAGCGGCUGCCUUCACCUACACUCCCUCUCACAACCCUGUCUCCAACGGCGCCCUUGGCAUCACUAUGGCAACAGCCAUGGCGACCACGCCGGGAGGGAGAUACCACACCUACCUGCCUCCUCCCUACCCUGCGAACACCCCGCACCAGACUCAGAAUGGACCUUUCCAGUCCACCUCCUCACCAUAUCACCUGUACUACUCUGCUGCCGGAUCGUACCAGUUCUCCAUGAUGGCCGGAGGGGGAGGCAGCAGUGACUCGCGCUCCCCUCCCAGGAUCCUGCCGCCGUGCACCAACGCUUCAACAGGCUCCGCCCUCCUGCACCCCUCCUUGCCCAAUCAGAAUGAAGGAGUGGGUGUCGAGGUGGAGUCCAGCCACAGUAGCUCCCCGACGAACAUGGCCGCUGCUGAGGCCGUGUGGAGACCUUACUGAACAGCCAGCAUGGCCGCGGACGCUUCGAGUUACAAUGGAUAUCAACCAUAGACAUAUUUAUGUGGGCUGCUCGGGCACAUUACAGCCAUACGUCAACAUUGCUGUCAUACAGGAAAGACCAAAACCUAAUCAGAUUAACGUUUCUUUAUCCAGAAAAAUGCAACUCCCCUGUUCUGGUCUUGUUAGGAUCAAUAUGGCGGCGGCAUUGACUUAUUAUCCGGGGUAGAUUUACGGUGUCUUCGUAUAUAUAUCUAUCUAUAUAUCUGUGAGAUUAAAACCUGGUCAUGUGAUGGCAUUGACUGAACACACAGCAACAUUCAGACUGAGAGUGACUUUAGUGUCCCAGUGUCAGUGUGGGACAUUCUGAUACUUAAAAUAAUCUGAAGUCUUGAUUUGGUUAUGAAUUCCAAAAUAUUAAAUACAAUUAAAUACUCCCAAUUAAAAAGGAUUUAAAGAUUGGUUUUGUGCUCUAUAAACAGUUCCUGCACAUAAAAGUAGAAGUUAGGGCAUUAAGCCUCCUGACUUCUCAGUCAUGCACCAAAUUGACCUAAAUGUAUCAUCGAUUGAUUUUUCAUUUCAUCUGCAUUCAUAUGCAAAGCUAGCCAAAGACUCUCUUGUUAUCUCUUGACCACAACCACACUCUUGUGUCUCACAUUGCUCCUCAGGCUGUAAAAAUAAUAAACAGUGAACAGUGAAGUGGAGGCCAAAGCCUGGCCAUGCACAUGUGAAUCCUCCAUCAUUGCAACAGGCCAAUGAUGUCAAUGUUGUGACACUUUUUAGAAUUCUGCUGAAUGCUGACCAAACACUGAUUACUGUUUUAGGAACUAUUUGGAAAAAUGUCAUCACAUGACCAGGCGCCGAAUGCAGCCAACUGUAAAACACGCUACUGACAAACAAUGUUGGCCACUGAAAAAAAAACGAGCAGAAUGACUGACAGGUGCACAGGACGAUGGCGCUGAAGGACGGACUGAGUCGUGAGAGACACUGCCCUGUGUGUGAGUAGAGUUUCUAGUAAAUGGACGACCCAAACGUGGAUGGACACGGAUGGAGAGAAGCAGGGGGAGUGUUUCGGUUUAACACUGACACAGUGCAUGCAGCGGCACUGGACUGAUCCCAAUCCAGCCUCCUUUGUACACAAAACGGGACUUUUUCCUCAUAAAUGUUGUCGGUGUUGUAAAAAGAUGAUCUGCUCAUCCCAAAAUAUUGUGACCUGUUUGUUUUUGCCUUUGCUCCAAGAACCAUUUUCACCGUCAAAGUCCAACCUUUUGAGUAAAAUCAUGAAAUGUGAUCUCUUCUCCCACUAAGGUGGUUAUUACGGCCUCUGAAAAUAAAACCAAACAACCACAACCCAUCAAAACACUUCAUUAUUAGUGUUUUAAAUAUUCUUAUUUUUUAGUAAAGGUGUUUGUUUUUUUUACAUUUUCAAGUUACAAGCUUGUCUUUCCAAUCACCUGUAAAUCAGGUAAUUGUUCAACUGCUCCACUUUGGUUAAAGGGGUUGUAUUUGUAUGUAGUUGUGUCAGGUGCUGACACGUAGUCUGAUACACGUCAAGAUUCUGGCUUCCAAACCGAUGACUCAUGAGUUCACUGCACUGAGAAAUCAUUACAGUAAGUAAUUUUGCAAUGUGUUAAUUUAUUCCCACAAUACCAUGUUUGGUAGCAUUGUGUGUGCGUGAGUGUGUGCGCGCGUGUGUGCGUGCUUGUGUGCGACUGAUGAUUCACAGUAAUUUGUGCUGUAUAUAGCCAUGGCUGUAAAUGAUACUGCAUUUUCAACAUUGUUUCGUCAUCCCUUCUCCUCUUUCUUUCUCUUUUGCUCAUUGUCUUUUUUCUCUUUCUCCAUUUUCUCUCUCACACGCUCAUGCACACAGACUUUUUUUAUUUUAAAACAAUGGACAGUUCGUAUUUGUUUGUGAUUUAUAUAAAUAUUCUUGUGAGGAAAAUAGAA
This is a messenger RNA of Solea solea (common sole), 3879 nucleotides long. It is a transcript of the gene runx1, whose product is annotated as RUNX family transcription factor 1. NCBI's taxonomy places the organism in Eukaryota, Metazoa, Chordata, Actinopteri, Pleuronectiformes, Soleidae. The transcript has 8 exons. Bases 487 to 1935 code for a protein of 482 amino acids. The record is from RefSeq and is a predicted model, not a curated record. Gene Ontology annotation, molecular function: RNA polymerase II cis-regulatory region sequence-specific DNA binding; DNA-binding transcription factor activity, RNA polymerase II-specific; ATP binding. Gene Ontology annotation, cellular component: nucleus. Gene Ontology annotation, biological process: regulation of transcription by RNA polymerase II; hemopoiesis; regulation of cell differentiation.